AUGCCGGGAGUUCCAUCAGGCCGGGCUUGCGAGGGAUGUCGGAAACAAAAAAGAAGGUAUUGCGACGAGAAGCAGCCGACAUGCGGGCGCUGUUUGCGCCUCAAGAUCGAGUGCGUGGGAUCCGGCAUGCAAAGAUUCAAAUUCCAGCAAGAGCAUAAAUUCCAACGGGCCAAGGCCCAGAUCAAGAGCCACGGCAAUGAAGAAUUUCUUUUUCAGACCUCCGAGAAACCAACCCGAUCUCCACCCAGCCAUGCCUUGAAUCCGUCAAAACGUAUAGUCAUGCCCCGGAAAUACGGCCAAGCCCUUAAUGUUCCCAUUCCGUCGGAGAUGCUCCUAGUAAAACCUAGUAACGAGCUCACGCAAUUGGCCGACGCCUUCGUGAGAACCAUCAAGCGUUCCACCGAUCUCCGCUACAACCUCGGGUGGAGCUUCGGUCUGUUUCUGGAGGAUGUGCCACGGCGACUCGGCACUAAUGAAGCGCUGGACCGCGCCAUAGAAGCGGUUGUGACCGCACACGGGGACUUCUGCAUGCGCCAGCAAGGGUCCGUUCAGGCGCUAACAAAGUACUCUGCUGCCCUGCGCACCCUUCGCGUAUAUCUCGAUGACAAGGUCCAUGCACAGGAGUCCAAUACUCUAGCAGCAGUCAUGGUCUUGCUAAUUUGUCAGACGUUUCUGGGUUACUCGAAUCAGAUGUGGUCUGGGCAUGCCGAGGGGGCAGCGCAGAUCCUCAGAGCACGGGGGCAGUUUGGCCCGCGCGAUAAGUUUGAGACGAAAUUGUUCUUGUCAUUGAGAGGGAGCGUUUUAUUCGAAGGUCUUUUCAACGAGCGAAUCAACCUUGCUCCUGAGGAAUGGAAUGAACUCAUUGUCAACGAACUAGAUUCCGAAACUCCAGAUGGCCGCAUGCUACGUUGUCUCGCUCGCGGCCCACGCAUUGUCCGACGAGCCCGCAACCUGCUCCACACUGGUGUCGACUCCACCGGAGUGCGGGACGAGCUGUGGUCCAUCUAUCAAACCUGCAAGCUCAACUUAAAUCAGCUUCAGAAGCGGAAUAUCGAGAAGGACCUUAGUGACAUUGUCACCGAGCUGCGGGGCACUGAUUGGGAAGAUACAAAGAGAUUUAUUCUAGCCUUUUUUGAGCGUGCAUACGGUAUUGGAUUAUGCAUUACGCUCUUUUUCAACUGCAUGUUGCAGUCUCUUGAUAUCCACCGGGAUUCGGUCCAGGUCGAUGCAGUGUACUUUGCCGAAGAAACACUGGUACUCGCCAGGCUUUCUCAUGUGUUCAGACCUAUCGGGGCUGGGUAUUUGAUUAUAUGCCUAUCUGUUGCAUGGGCGGCGAACUCCGAUCCGGAAUUGAGGUCGAGGCUUCUCACAACGUUGAAGGACUAUCAUGAUGAUUUCAAGGUACGCGAUCCGGCACAUAUGAUGGCGGAGCUGGACUGGACAGCGGAGCAUAUUCACCUGGGGACUCCGUUUGAGAAUAAUAGCAUUGAGUAUGGUCAAAGGACCGAUAUAGCAGUAUAG
This is a messenger RNA of Penicillium macrosclerotiorum, 1521 nucleotides long. Its product is annotated as Zn(II)2Cys6 transcription factor domain-containing protein. Gene Ontology annotation, molecular function: DNA-binding transcription factor activity, RNA polymerase II-specific; zinc ion binding. NCBI's taxonomy places the organism in Eukaryota, Fungi, Ascomycota, Eurotiomycetes, Eurotiales, Aspergillaceae. The record is from RefSeq and is a predicted model, not a curated record. The transcript has 3 exons. Gene Ontology annotation, biological process: regulation of DNA-templated transcription. Bases 1 to 1521 code for a protein of 506 amino acids.